CUGAAACAUGGCGAAGAGACGCGAUGAUAGAAGUUACUCGUUUGAUCCCGUAUAUCGCCAUCUUCUGAGAGCCAGGGAUUUAUGUCAAAAUGGCGACGUCCCUCGGGACCUGAAGGCUGAAAUAAAUAGGGCUAUAGAGCUUUGUCAACAAAGAUGGCAAUAUUGUGAAGACCAAACAACAAAGCCUAGUCCGGCCCUUGACCAUCUGAUUAAGGAGACCUUCGCUUAUCCGUGGGAAGAUGCUCACAAAGAAGGCAGGGUGUCAUACUACGCGACUCCCAGGAUGUUGACUGGAAACCUUGAAGCCCAGUUAAUAAAACUUAUAACAAGUGCCAGCAAGGCUAACAUGGUCCUCGAAAUUGGACUUUACACUGGUUGUUCCUCACUUGCGAUGGCGGAAGCCCUUCCUAAAGACGGCAAAGUGGUCUCUUUGGAAAUCGACAAAGGCAUCGCGGAUGUGGCAAGAUCUUUUCUCAAUAGAUCACCAGUAGGGAAUAAAAUUGAAAUUAUGAUAGGGCCAGCUUUAAACAGCCUGGAAAUCUUGGCAGAGAAGCAAGUGAAGUUUGAUGUUAUUUUCAUCGAUGCUGACAAGACGGGAUAUGUUCAAUAUUAUAAGACGAUUUUUGAGAAAGAUCUGCUAGCUUCGGAGGGAACGAUCAUUGUGGAUAAUGUUUUGAAAGAUGGAGACCCGUACUCGGGAGAGGAAUAUGAAUCGAACUCGGGAGCGAUUUUGGAAUUCAACGAAAUGGUUCUCCGCGAUAAAAAUGUCCACAAGGUGAUGAUUCCUGUGAGAGAUGGAGUAUACCUCAUCAGGAGGAUGAAGGACUGAGAGAAAGCCUAAGCACGCUGUACUGAUUUAUAUAUUAACAAUUAAAUUAAUAGCAUAAUAAAAAUAGCGCCUUGAUAAUAAUAGUUAAUAAAACUUACUUAAUAAUUAAUAAACUUUUACCUUUACACAAGAUAAAAUUAAGACCUGUGCGUUUUGCAAAAGUGAAGUAAAACCUAUGUUGCGGCAUGUACAUGAAUGUGCUUAAACCAAAGAACGGGUUGGAGAAAGGUCUUUGAAUGACCACAAUAAUGUAAGCAGCAUCGUACACUCAUCACCUAAGAUGUACAUGUAUCUAAUUUAGUAUUGGAUGUACAGUCGAAUAUGCUAUCUGUAAUCUGGAAGAAAGGUUUAUACCUGUUGGUAUAACCAUAACCAAUGUCUGAAUUACUAGUA
This is a messenger RNA of Magallana angulata, 1222 nucleotides long. RefSeq names its product probable caffeoyl-CoA O-methyltransferase 1. Lineage: Eukaryota; Metazoa; Mollusca; Bivalvia; Ostreida; Ostreidae. The record is from RefSeq and is a predicted model, not a curated record. Gene Ontology annotation, molecular function: S-adenosylmethionine-dependent methyltransferase activity; O-methyltransferase activity. Bases 8 to 829 code for a protein of 273 amino acids. The transcript is spliced from 6 exons.